This is a messenger RNA of Drosophila serrata, 539 nucleotides long. RefSeq names its product Dpy-30-like 2 (gene Dpy-30L2). Gene Ontology annotation, cellular component: Set1C/COMPASS complex. The record is from RefSeq and is a predicted model, not a curated record. Lineage: Eukaryota; Metazoa; Arthropoda; Insecta; Diptera; Drosophilidae.
CCAUUCAAAUCCAACAUUCAGAGUGUUCGGAUCUCAGCUCAGAACAAAAAAUAUAAAUAAAUUUAUAAAAGUAAUAUAUAUUUUCUAAGUCUACAAGCUCGGAGAUGCCUUUCCACGGAAGCAUAAACUCCGGAGCCGGCGGAGAUCUGAGCAGGGAGAAGGAGUUCUCGGAUCACAACAUGGAGGAGGUGACCGAGGGCAUCUCUCCGUUUAACGCCUGCCGCAAGCCCCGGCCGGAUGCGGAUUCCCUAUCCGUGCGCCAGUAUCUGGACCAGACCGUGGCGCCCAUCCUCCUCCAUGGCCUCCAGGCACUGGCCCAAGAUCGUCCCAGCGAUCCGGUGAGCUACCUGGCCACGUAUCUGCUGAAGAACAAGAACCGCUGCGAUGAGGUCAAUCCGGCAGACACAUAAUCCUGUUACUACGUUUAUUUCUGUCAACAACUGAUUUACGCUGAUUUGUUACCUGAUUCUUGUACACCCCGAUAGGUUUUCGAUUGUUUAAUUAAAACAAAUGUUUGUGCUGGCACUUUAAAAAACUUA